Sorex fumeus (smoky shrew) is the source of this 5085-nucleotide messenger RNA. It is a transcript of the gene PEX13, whose product is annotated as peroxisomal biogenesis factor 13. NCBI's taxonomy places the organism in Eukaryota, Metazoa, Chordata, Mammalia, Eulipotyphla, Soricidae. The transcript is spliced from 4 exons. Gene Ontology annotation, molecular function: protein binding. Gene Ontology annotation, cellular component: peroxisomal membrane; peroxisomal importomer complex; peroxisome. Gene Ontology annotation, biological process: protein import into peroxisome matrix, docking. Bases 56 to 1267 code for a protein of 403 amino acids. The record is from RefSeq and is a predicted model, not a curated record.
UACACCCCGGCCGGGUGAGUGCCACAGCCCAGGGAGCUGAGCGGAGGCGCUGGAGAUGGCGUCUCAGCCGCCGCCUCCCCCGAAACCCUGGGAGACCCGCCGAAUUCCGGGGGCCGGGCCGGGCCCAGGACCCGGCCCCACUUUCCAAUCUGCUGAUUUGGGUCCUACUUUAUUAAUCAGACCAGGACAACCAACACUUACCAGAGUGCCCCCGCCUAUUCUUCCAAGGCCAUCACAGCAGACGGGAAGCAGCAGUGUGAACACUUUCAGACCUGCUUACAGUUCAUUUUCUUCUGGAUAUGGUGCCUAUGGAAAUUCGUUUUAUGGAAACUAUAGCCCUUAUAGUUAUGGAUAUAAUGGGUUGGGUUAUAAUCGCCUACGUAUGGAUGAUCUUCCACCUAGUAGAUUUGUACAGCAAGCUGAAGAAAGCAGCAGAGGUGCAUUUCAGUCCAUUGAAAGUAUCGUGCAUGCAUUUGCCUCUGUCAGUAUGAUGAUGGAUGCUACCUUUUCAGCUGUCUAUAACAGUUUUAGGGCUGUGUUGGAUGUAGCAAAUCACUUUUCCCGAUUAAAAAUACACUUUACAAAGGUGUUUUCAGCUUUUGCAUUAGUUAGGACUAUAAGGUAUCUUUACCGGCGGUUACAGUGGAUGAUAGGUCUAAGAAGAGGCUCUGAGAAUGAGGACCUAUGGGCAGAAAGUGAAGGAACUGUGGCAUCCCUUGGAGCCGAGGACAGAACAGCUAACUCAGCAAAAUCUUGGCCAAUAUUCUUAUUUUUUGCUGUUAUCCUUGGUGGGCCUUACCUCAUCUGGAAAUUGCUGUCUACCCAGAGUGAUGAAGUAACAGAUAACACCAAUUGGGCAAGUGGUGAAGAUGACCAUGUAGUUGCCAGAGCAGAAUAUGAUUUUACUGCCGUCUCUGAAGAGGAAAUUUCUUUCCGUGCUGGAGAUAUGCUAAACUUAGCUCUCAAAGACCAGCAACCCAAAGUGCGUGGUUGGCUUCUGGCUAGUCUUGAUGGUCAAACAACAGGACUCAUACCGGCUAAUUAUGUCAAAAUUCUUGGUAAAAGAAGAGGUAGAAAAACAGUGGAAUCCAGUAAACUUUCCAAGCAGCAACAAUCUUUUACCAGCACGGCACUAACUAAAGGAGCCACGGCUGCUGAUUCUUUGGAUGAACAGGAAGCUGCCUUUGAGUCUGUUUUUGUUGAAAUUAAUAAGGGGGCUGUUUCACCUGAUUCUGCUGGGAAAAGUGGAGAUAAACAAGAUCUUUAAUCUUUUAUGUUUGCCUGCAGUCAAACUAUAGAGUACUUUUAAAAAUUACUUCUUAUAAAAAAACUAUUAAUUUGCAAUCCAAUUAAAAUACUUGUUUUUGGCUAUUCCAGGUGUUUUGCUGCUAGAAAUUAUUAAAGUUUUACACUAAUAUAUUGGUCUAGUGACUUGGUUAUAUUUUACAGGUUAUUGAACCAUGAGAUUCUUUGGAUCACUAGAUUUUAAGAUUAUGGACAUUGCUGUCAUCUUCAUCUUAUUUAAAAUCCUAUGUUAAGUGAGAGUAAGGUUGAUGAACUAGAGAAUAUACAGUUUGCUACAGUAAGGAUCAUUGAUGUGGGGAGUUUUUGUGUGUAAUUUUAUUUUUAAGUUCUAGAGUAAAUUGAUUUUGAGUCCUCAGAAAUUGAGUGGUAACAAACAUGAGAAAAGGCAAAAACUAUUUUUACAUUAAAUAAUAAAAAUGUUCUAAUCUGAAUUAUGUCUAGUGUUGGGUUUGUUUUAGUCAGUAAUAUUUUUUAAUUUUACAGUCAUCAUCAACUGACACUAUUACCUUUUGUUGUGUUUUUAUCUUAAGAAAGUCACUAGAAGUAUUGUGAAGGAUGAGGGGUGGAAUGAUAUUUAACCCUAAUAAUUUUUUUUGACAGUAAAAAACCUGAAACAUAUCUUUCUUACAAAUUAUUUCCACUUGUUCUUAGGAUGAUAUAACAUUUUAUCCCAUUGUAAUAUGAUUAGCUUUUCUCUUGGAAUACUUAAAAUAUAUUAAAGGUUUAUUUUCUUUGUCUUUCAUUAAGACUCAAAACUUUAGUUUGUACUUAAUGGUAUAACUAAUUCUAGCAGUAAUAAUAUUGAUCUUUUCAUAGAUUCUCUGCUUCUACCUAAUAUAAUCACUUUUUAAAAUUCUGUAUUUAAGCUAUCUUUAAAAAUUGAAAAUGUUCAUUGAAUAUACUCUUCUUUUAGGUAUAGCAUUUGCUACUAAGAUUAUAAAUAAAAUGCUCAUUUGCCAAUUGGAAUAUGAUAUUACUAUGUGACUUUAUUUUGUUAGUAAAUUAUUUUAAGUACAGUUGAAUUUUAGCAUAAUAUUUCCCACAAAAUUGGAUUAUUUCUAUACUUGCUCAAUCAUAUAAAAUACUAUCAUAAAUGUGUGUAUACUAAUACAUUUACAGGUAUUGCUAAAAACUUGUAAUUAUUUGAAAAAUUUUUAAGUAUCUUAUCCUUUUUCCCUAUACACUUCAUGUUCAACCAACUGAGUAAUUCUAUAAUAUAAGACUAAGCAAAACAUAAAAGAAACAAGUAUAUGCUCAGCAUAAAACAUUACUAAAAGUUUCUUGGGGGCUUUUUUUUUAUAAUAACAGUAUAAUAAGUAACAUUAUUUAAAAUAUAAAUCUUGAUUCUGUUCAGAAAAUUUAGUCCAAUUUUUGUAAUGCAGUUCGUAGUCCUCAAAUAGAAGAAAUUAAUUUUCUUCUAUAAAUUUUUCCAUUUGUGUUCAAUCAUAUUCGGCUUUGAUUCCUUGAAAAUUUUGUUCUUAAAAAAAUAUUUUAAGGGGCUGGAGCGAUAGCACAGCAGGUAGGGGGUUUGCCUUGCACGCAGCCGACCCAUGUUCUAUUCCCAGCAUCCCAUUUGGUCCCCCAAGCACCGCCCGGAGUGAUUCCUGAGUGCAUGAGCCAGGAGUAACCCCUGUGCAUCGCUGAGUGUAACCCAAAAAGAAAAAAAAAAAUUAUUUUUUAAGAGAAAAUUUUUGUUCUUAAAAAAUUUUUUUUCAUGGGCCUCGAGCAUUGAUACAGCAGCUUGGGCAAUUGCCUUUCAACCUGCCAACCCAGAUUCUAUUUCCAGCAGCCCAUGCGUUCCUCUUGAGGCCACCAGGACUGAUCUCUGAGCUCAGAGCCAGGAGUAAGUCCUGAGCAUUUAUGGGUGUCACACACCCCCCCCCCCCACGCCGCCCAAAAAAAGAAGUUUUUUCCCUAGAACAUUGUAUUGGACCAGAGCGAGAGAGUGCAGGGGCUGGGGUGCUUACCUUGAAUGCAGCUGACCCUGGUUCAAUCCCUGAGCACCACCAGGAGUAAUCCCUGAGUACUGCCAGAUGUGAUCCAAGAUCUUAUGGACUCCUCAGGAAAGGAGAAACUGCAGUGGGUGGAGCACUAGUACAGCCAUGAGAGUGUUUGCUUUGCACACUGCUGAUCCAGGUUUGGUCUCCAGCAUCCCAUAUCAUCCCCAUGCAUGCCAGGAGUAGAUGCUGAGUGCAGAGCGAGAAGUAACCCCUGAGCAUGACCAGGUAUAGCCAAAAAACUAAAUUUCAAAAACACAAAGUAAAGAAAAGGAGAAGCUACAGAAGUACGUAAAGGCUGUGAUGAGAUUAUGAAAUUACCUUCCAGGCUGUUAGGUCUUCCCUCUGACAAUAUCCAGAUUACUUUUAUGUAUGCUGAGAACUCUAAACCAAGACAUUUGGAGGGAUUGUAUAUAACUUCCUUCAAACGCUCUUUUAAGAUCAUGUUCUCUUUUUGAACAUCUCUCUCUCUACCCCUUCUCUCCCUCCUUUGUCCUCCUCCCUCCCUCUCUUCUCUCUCUCUCUCUCUCUCUCUCUCUCUCUCUCUCUCUCUCUGCUCACAUUUCUCUAAAUUUUUUUCAAUGAAAAACCAUUCACUAAAAACAACAACAACAAGUUGGAGUACUGAGAUAUCUAAAUCAACUGCUAGAAGUGAAGUAAAGGCAAUAAAUUGAGUCAGCGCUGUUUAGGUUAGAAAAGGUGCCAUGAAUCAUACCCAAGGUCUCAUACAGUCAAGGCAUGUGCUCCACCACUGAGCCACACACCUGGCCAAGGUAUUCUUCAGCACAGAAUAUGACAAAACUUCUACUGUGUUUUUUUCUUUUUGUGGGGGUUAAGUGCUAAAUUACAAUAUAUAUUAUCUGGUAAUAAAUUGUAUCUGGAAAUUCUUUUUUCUAAAAUUUUAAUAGAAGAAUUUAUGACCAGAAUGGUAGAUAAACUAUAUGUAACCUUUUGUUGUGAUGCACUGCACUGUACUGUCCUCCCAUUGUUCAUCGAUUUGCUCGAGCGGGCCCAGUAAGGUCUCCAUUGUGAGACUUGUAGUUACUGUGUUUGGCAUAUUAAAUACAUCACGGGGAGCUUGACAGGAUUUGCCGUGCAAGCAAGAUACUCUCGGUAGCUUGCCGGGUUCUACGAGAGGGGUGGAGGAAUCGAACCUGGCUCUGCCGGGCAGGCUGCGCAUAAGGCAAAUGCCCUACCGCUGUGCUAUCGCUCCACCCCUUUGUUGUGAUAGUAUAGAAUAAUUUGAGAUUAGAUGUAAGGUUCAGCUUCUUUAAGGAGUACUACUUAUUUUGAGUGAUUUAAGUAAAUUUUUUAUAUAAAUUACUAAAACCAAAUAUUUUCAGUUAAAUGUUAUAAUUAUUACAGUAAUAUAUCACAUUUUUUUCUUACUGUAUUUUAUGAAUUUGGAAAGGUAAAGGUAAGAGAACUAUAGAUUUUCAUGUUUUAGCACUUAAAGUUUGGCUUAGUCUGUCAGUGUGUCAUAAUUAUACUUGAGUAUGUUUACCCUUUAUACUAUGCUUUCUUUAGUGGUGGGGAAAACAUUUUUUGAAAAUAAACUGUGAAGUUACCUUUAUUGGACAAAUAAAAUAUGUUAAACUUGAUUGACUUUUUUUAAAGAUAAACUGUUGCUUUUUGCAGUAUUGGCAUAUAAAAAAGUUCUUCAUAUCAUUGUGUAUAUCGACUAUUCAAUUGUUCUACUUGUAAUCUAAAGAAAAGAAUAGAAUUACAUUUAUAUAAAAUGCAUCUGAAGGUGCGUUCAAUAAAAAAUAAAACCUCAAAAUUC